This is a messenger RNA of Chara braunii, 639 nucleotides long. The record is from the annotation of a GenBank genome assembly. NCBI's taxonomy places the organism in Eukaryota, Viridiplantae, Streptophyta, Charophyceae, Charales, Characeae.
UGGGCGCGRCUAUCUCUGGGUGGCUAUGGCGUUGCAUGGGUAUAGACCCUGCUAYUGGUACCACCASAUUCGAUGGAAGCCUAUGUCCGGGGAGGGGCCCUGGAUCACGGCUAUACUCAAUUAUGAUGGGAGUGACGAGCUGAGACUGAGGAUCAAUGUGGAGGGAGGAAAAGAGGAGGAGAUGUGGACUGAUGGAAGGCUACAUGACGCUAUCACGGAGACGAAAGACCGUGUGGAGAGGCGCUGCAGAAGAGAUGGGGUGACGACGAAAAUGCAGGUAAUGGUCUCGUAUCAUGAGACCGAGACCUUGAUGGACACGGCGGACUGGGAACAGGCCCACCUGGAACGGGACUCAGGUGGGGAGAGUGAGAUGAGCGAGGCGGAGGAUCAGGAGACAGACCUCAGGUCCUGGAUCAGGCCAGGCGAGAUCCAGAAGCACCACAGAGCGGCAAACCCAGUGGAAAAGGGACACGAGGCCAGCUCUCAACGACUGACGCCAAGAGGCCGCGGGACGGGAGAAAAACAGAGCAAAGGGAAGAAACGGGUGUGAGACGAGCGGGUCGAUAUACGCGGGGCGAGAGGGUCAGAAAAAAAAGGAGGCUGAGGCAAGGACGUGUGACGCGUAAUACACUCAACAGG